ACCCACUAUGAGGGGGCCUGCUGAAAACUCGAUUCUCCCCGUUCCCGCAUCAUCACAGAGCAUCGCCGUGUCUUAUUCAUGCCGCCGGACCUUCCUCUGUGCUUGGCGUAAGGCAGAUGGUUGCGUCAGCAUCAGGGAAGGGAGAUCUGGUACCUCAACAAGCAGGGAGAAAAUACGAUCAAACAGCUUGUGGGUUGAGACAGGGGCAGGGAGAUCUCUCACCAGCUACCAUCCCAGCUUUUGGAAGACGAAGUCAAUUUAUUGCCAGUUAAUGACAGGGUUGAACAGUGAAAACAAAGCAAAUCUAAAACCACUUUUCUCCUACAACCUCUACUCUCAAGGCUCAACUUUAUGCCUGAAACUUCAACCUCCUCCCCCCAAGAUGAGCAGGAGGGACAGGGGAUGGGGCUGUGGUCAGUCCUUAAUGUUUCGUCUCUGCUGCUCCUCCAUGGCCACUGUCUUCCCCCAUGGAGGGUGCUGCUGAAUCCAGAACUGAUCCUGUGUGAGCUUCCCACAGGCUGCAGCGCUCCAAGCCCUGCCCCAGCACGGCUUUGAAGCGUGAGGUGUAUCUGUCAGGCACUGCUCCACACAGGUCCCCGUGGCUGGCAGCUCCCCCUGGCCUCCGCCCCCACCGCGGGCUGCUCUCUGUGGGCUGCAGCUCCAGCCCAGGGCUGCUCCAUGUGCUUUGGCCUCCUCCAGGCCUCGUCCACUGCUGCACCGUGGGCUCCUUCCUGGCUGUGCACGGAGGUCUGCCCUGCGCAGUGCCCACGGGCUGCAGGGGGACAGCCUGCUCCACCACGUGGAGCAGAAGUGGCUGCAGAGACAUUUAAUGCCUUCCCCACCACUGUCUUCAAGGUGGAUGAUGAGCUCUGGGAAACCCAGAGACAUCAGUUGGAGGACUGUGACUGCGGUAAGAAUAAACCCCCAGACAACCCCAAACUUGUGUAGGGUUUGCUGCUGCAGCUGGAUGCAUGCAAGUCUACGAGACCCGCACGGGUUCAUCCCGUGGAACUGCAAGGAGCUCCGUAGGACUCCAUUUCAGGGCCAGCUGUCUUUCACGUUUUCCGCCAUGGGUUGGACACAGGAAUUGAAAGUAUAGGAGACAACUCUGUGAAUGACGCUGAGCCGGGAGGAACUGUUGAUUCCCUGAGGGUGCGCAGGCCUUGCAGAGAGACCUGGACAAACUGAGGGGCUGCUUUUAUAAUUUCUUUGGGGAGCCCAGGUGUCUGAUCACGCAUCUUUGAAUCAUGGCUGGCGAUCAGUUUCCUUUUAUAGAUUUCUUGCAAUUGUUUUUUAGCCCUAACCUGCAUGGUUUCCGCUGGAGCCCUCGGGUACACGUAAGACGUUCAGGCAGCACAUGCUGCCAGCGCGGAUCCAGGUCUCAUUACCCAGCCAAGCCAAUUGAAUGCUGUGAAGCACACCUUCCAAAAUACGGAUUAAAGGAACCUCGGCUCUGAUAACAGCACACAAGCACAAGAUUUUGUUUGCUUUUGAUUUAAUAGCAUAUCUUUCUCUUUUAGUAACACUUGCGGUGAUGCAUGAAUAAACAGAAGCACUCUAUUAAAAAAUGUCCGAUGCAACCAAAAUUCUCCCCGGGAGGAUACUGUGGAAGACCGUGCUGAAGUCUAGGUAGACUACCUCAGCAGCCUUUCCCUCAUCUACCCAUCCGGUCACACGGUCAUAGAAGGAGAUGACGUUGGGCAAGCACAACCUGCCUUUCACGAGCCCGUGCUGGCCGGGCCCGAUCCCCUGCAUGUCAUGCACGUGCCGUGUGAUGUGUACGGAGAUGAUUUGCUCCGUAACUUUCCCCGGUACCGAGGUCAGGGAAGAGACAGGAGAGAGGAGAGUGGAGCAGUGCAGCGGUGCGGCUGUGCUUGUGACAGCAGCAGACGCGUCACAGCGGGGGGGCGGGGCGUUGUCAGGAGGCUGUCAGAGUAGAGGCAGCGCUGCGGCACUUUGGCCUAGGCCUUCGAUAGCGCAACGUACGCUGGCCGCUGGCGGCAGCGACCAGCAAAGUUCCAGCAGCGAGGAGGAGGACGAGGAGGAGGACGAGGAAGAGGAAGAGGAAGAGGACAGUGACUUGGACGAGACACGCGACGUAGACAGAGUUUGGGCCGACAGCACCCAGUGGCCAGCGCCACACGCGGCCGGCAAGUGCCAGCUGGUGGAGGAGCUGGUGGACGACCUUCUUCGUGCCUGCCGAGGAAAGACGUGCCACAGCUUCGUGCCCCGGCUGCAGCCGGCCAUCGGGGUGGCCUGCGUCUGUGAAGGAUGGAGUGCCCAGGAAGACAACGUCAUCUACCGCCUGCUCGUGCCCAUGAGAGCUCCCCCCGGGCACGCCUUCCGUGUGGAGCUGGGCAACCCAAAGGAGACACCAAAAAGCAAGAAGUCCUGUCUGCGUGUGGAGCUGGAGUGCAUGUGUGCGAGGGAGCGGCUGCUGGGGGACAUGCUCUGCUUUCUCCACCACACUCGGAGGGAGCUGAGAGAAAACCAGGAAGCCAGCCUCCUCAACACCUUGUGCAGGGCCUCCUAUCUGGACGUGCGGAAAACCACGCGCUGGUUCCAGAACCGGGUGAAAGCAGCCUGGAAUUGUCUGCCUCAGUCGCGUGACUGGGGCCUGGAGCUGGUGCCCUCCGACCACUCCUGCAAGAUCAAGCUGACCCCCCCCUCCAAGAGCACCUUCACCAUCGAGAUGACUCUUGGGGUGCAGCUUGAUGAGUCGGGCACGUUCCUGAGCUUUGACUAGGCUCAGGCUAUGCUUCUGUCUUCUUCUCUGUCUCUGUCUUCCCAAGUAUGUCCUUCUCUCUCUUAAAUAAAAUUAAUAGUAGUAUUAAUCAUA
Gallus gallus (chicken) is the source of this 2839-nucleotide messenger RNA. It is a transcript of the gene ITPRIP3Q, whose product is annotated as inositol 1,4,5-trisphosphate receptor-interacting protein-like 1. Lineage: Eukaryota; Metazoa; Chordata; Aves; Galliformes; Phasianidae. The record is from RefSeq and is a predicted model, not a curated record. Gene Ontology annotation, cellular component: membrane. The transcript is spliced from 2 exons. Bases 1691 to 2746 code for a protein of 351 amino acids.